Messenger RNA from Anopheles maculipalpis, 2805 nucleotides. RefSeq names its product angiotensin-converting enzyme (gene Ance-3). Gene Ontology annotation, molecular function: peptidyl-dipeptidase activity; metallopeptidase activity. Bases 24 to 2786 code for a protein of 920 amino acids. Gene Ontology annotation, biological process: proteolysis. Gene Ontology annotation, cellular component: plasma membrane. The transcript is spliced from 11 exons. Lineage: Eukaryota; Metazoa; Arthropoda; Insecta; Diptera; Culicidae. The record is from RefSeq and is a predicted model, not a curated record.
AUGCACGAUAAUAAGGUUGCGCAAUGUUACGGCUGCUGAUAAAGUGCACCUUCGUUGCGGUGUAUGUGCUACAAUCGAUCCAUUGUGAGGCUGAUCCACAGCUUAACCUUCCGCCUUUAGCACCGCCGGGUAUUGAAGGGCGCCGCCCGGUGACAUUUCCCAACGGCGAUGGUGCUCCGACGCGUGUGCCUUUGGGUGUUGACGGUAUGGUCAGUGGGGAUGGGAAUAGUGUGCACGAUCGUAGUAGAAGCGAACGGUUUGGUCCUCCGUACGAUGGUGAUGACGAUGAAGAAGACGAGCGACCCAAUUAUCCGGCCCAGCCACAGGGUCGUGCGAAUAAUGAGUACGAUAGAAGAGUUGGACCGGACUCGCCUUACUCGUACAACGAUCGGAACAGGUACGGCGAUCCUACCCGCAAUUCAAACCGUGAAAGGUAUCCAGGCGAUCGAAGUCCAAACCCUGGCGUUUCCGAUGUAGACAAUCCGCUGCUGUAUCAGGACGGUGGUGAUCGAAAUCGUAACAGAUAUGUAUCGGAUGUAGAAAACCCACUACUCUACCGGGAUCGCACACCGUACAAUCCGAACCGGGAUGAUGAUGAGCGUAACCGGUACAAUCCCAACGCACGGCCAUACAAUCCUAACGAUCCCAACUUUGGUGGGCGGAAUCCCGAUCCUAACUAUCGUGAGCCGGGCGUCCGUGAUCCUAACUACCGUGAUCAAGGCUUUCGGGAUCCCAAUCAACGUUUCCCGGGUGAAGAUCCUUCCUACCGUGACCGCAACCGGUACCCCGAUGAUCCCAACUACCGUGAUCCUUAUCGCAGCCCGGAAGAAGAACGGUUUCGCAUUGAGAACGAGCGUCGAUUUCGGGCAGAAACGGAAAAGUUGCGAGCCUUUCUUACGGAAAUUGAUCGAAAAAGCUCGCUAGAAUGUUCGCUAAACGUGGCAGCACAGUGGAACUUUGAGACAAACAUCAACGAUGCAACUCAGGUCGAAGCGCUUGCAGCUCAGCAACGAUACAACGACUUCCAACGUCUACUGUGGGAUCAAAUGCGUCGAAUCGACCAGACAAAAAUAUUCGAUGACAAGCUCUACCGCCAGGUGCGGCUUAUGUCGAUCAUCGGUCCAAGUGCUCUGCCACCAGAUCAGCUUGACAGGUACAAUAGAAUUGUGAAUGAUAUGCUGGCCAUCUUUAAUGGUGCUACCAUCUGUGCCUACGAGCAACCGUUCGAGUGUGGUCUACGGCUGCAGCCCCACCUGAAAGACAUAAUGGCGAAGAGUCGUGAUUGGAACGAACUGCAGUACACCUGGCUCGAGUGGCGUCGUAAAUCUGGACGAAAUAUGCGCGAUCUGUUCGAGCAGCUAGUAGAUCUUACGAACGAUGCCGGACGUGUUAACAACUUUACGGAUGGAGCUGCCUAUUGGACGUUCCCGUACGAGUCACGCAAUUUUCGCGAGGAAAUGGAGCAAGUGUGGCGCGAGAUUCUACCCCUCUACGAGAUGAUUCAUGCGUACGUACGUCGAAAGUUGCGAGAAUUCUACGGUCCCGAUAAGAUCAACAAGAAUGCUCCACUGCCCGAUCACAUACUCGGUGACAUGUACGGCCAGAGCUGGCGUAACAUUCUAGACAUUGUUAUCCCGUACCCCGGGCGCAGCUUUCUGGAGGUCACACCCGAAAUGCAAAAGCAGGGCUACAAUCCACUGGUGAUGUUUCAGAUUGCGGAAGAAUUCUUCGUAUCGAUGAACAUGUCCGCUAUGCCGCCGGACUUUUGGGCCUCGUCCAUACUUACCCAGCCGCCCGAUCGUCCGAUCCUCUGUCAACCAUCUUCGUGGGAUUUUUGCACCGGGAAGGAUUAUCGCGUCAAGAUGUGUACGCAGGUUACGCACAAGGAUUUCAUUACCGUUCAUCAUGAGCUGGCACACAUCCAGUACUUCCUAAACUAUCGCAACAAUCCGAAAGUGUUCCGAGACGGUGCUAAUCCAGGUUUCCACGAAGCGAUCGGUGAUGCAAUUUCACUGUCCGUCGCUUCACCGAAGCAUCUGCAAAAUCUGGGCCUCGUCCAGAAGUCCGUCGAUGAUACGGCGCACGACAUCAAUUUCCUGUUUUCGCUGGCAAUGGAAAAGGUAGUGUUUCUACCGUUUGCCCUCGCCCUUGAAGCGUGGCGGUAUGAUGUCUUUAGCAAGCGCAUCCGUAAGGAGCAGUACAACUGCCACUGGUGGCUGCUGAGGGAGGAGUAUGGCGGUGUUAAGCCACCGGUACUUAGGUCCGAACUUGACUUUGACCCUGGUGCAAAGUAUCACGUGGCAGCCAACAUCCCCUACAUCAAAUACUUUUUCUCCAAUGUGCUACAGUUCCAAAUUUAUCGAGCCCUGUGCACCGCCUCCGGUCAGUACGUUCCGCAGGAUCCCUCCAAACCAUUGCAUAAGUGUGACAUCUAUCGCCAACCGGCUGCCGGUAACAUUCUCAAAAAGCUAAUGGAACGUGGAGCAUCGCAACCGUGGCAGCAGGUCCUCCAGGAGGUGAUCGGUGAAGGCCGGCUGGACGGUUCGGCAUUGCGUGAGUUUUUCCGACCGCUCGAGGAAUGGCUGCGGAAUGAAAAUCUGCGCAACAACGAGUACGUCGGUUGGAUCUAUGACGGGGACUACUGCAAGCACAGCAUCGAGACGGCCAAUCUGCAAGUGUUUGGCGGGUUCUACAAUGUUGCGGUCGAGCUGCAGCUAACCAGCUGGUUGGUGCUUACGAUUUCCUGCCUGAUCGGGACGCUGGUGCACCGUCAUCAGUUAAGAUAGAUCGAAGACAGUGCACCCA